UGAAUCAUGUAUAGAAGUUCAGCAUAAGUAUUGUUAGUACAGUGCAAUAUCAGGAGAUCAACAUGGGUGGAUCAAACUCGAAACAAGACAACAAUAGCGAUGGGGACCAGGAGCAUAUCAUAUCAAUGAAAGGUGUUGAGCAAUCCAUAUCAGGUGAUAUUGCUCAAAUAGAAGUUGGUGAAUAUGCUGAGAAUAUUGAUGAACUUAACCAGAGGAAGUAUGACUAUGAGAAUCUUAUCUUGGAAGGAGGAGGUACAAAAGGGCUUGCCUACUGCGGUACCCUAACUGUUCUAGAGGAUCUGGGUAUUACUAAGAACUUGAAGAGAUUUGCUGGAUCGAGUGCCGGUGCUAUGUUGGCAACUCUCAUAGCUGUUGGGUUCUCGGCUGCAGAGUUGGAGGUCAUCGUAAGACGGGACAUGAAAAGCAUAGAGUUUUUCCAAGAUGCCACAUUCGGCAAAUUGUCCUUACUAUGGAACAUGGUCAAAUAUCAAGGCUGGCAUCCAUGUAAAAAAGUUGAGAACCAGUUUGAACUCUACAUUGAAGAAAAACAAGGAAAGCGCAAACUUACUUUCUUAGAGUUGUAUCAAAAAACGGGGAAAGAGUUGUGCAUUAUUGUGACGAAUUUGACCACAAUGAGCGUGGAAUAUUUCCAUCCAAAAACAACACCUAAUGUAUCAAUAGCUCUCGCCGUGAGAAUGUCUAUUGGAUUACCUGGUUUCGUUCAACCAACAGUGGUGAAAAAAUAUGGCCUUAAUCACUGUUACAUAGAUGGCGGAGUACUCUGCAACUACCCCAUACAUUGUUUCGAUGGUUGGUACUUAUCAAUGGAUCCCAAGGACAGUUUCUUUCGGAAACUUGAAGACAUGACUAGUACAAACAGAGGACACACAUUUGGGGGAUACAAUGACAAAACACUUGGACUUCUCUUGUAUUCUGGUGAUGAAUCUGAGUUCAUGGUACAAGCUUUUGAAGAAAGGUCGAUCCCUAUUGAACGCCCAAAUACCGAACUUUCCAGAAAGAACGGUAAAAUUAUUGAUGAGCACAAAGCAAGAGAGCAAGAAAGGACCAACAUCUUUGAAGCUGCUAGGAAUUUUUGGAUGGUCCUUCGAAGCAGCGAUGUGGAUGGCAGUAACACAAUUGACAUUGAUGAGUUACAACAGGCUAUAGAGCACAGUGACUUCAAGGAACAUCAUGCCAAGGCUCUCUUUGGUGACACUCCCCUGAGUACUAUUUUCAAAGAAAUGGACAUUGAUGGAAAUGGGGAGGUGACAUUCGAUGAAUUCAUUAUGUACAUGGAGAAGAAAAGCGUUGAUUUCAUGUGCUACAUGCACAAUAUGUCAGUCCAGGAUGGCACUGACACAAUAGGUGGAUAUCUCUCCGCCUUUCAGGCAAUGAUUGAAAUGAACUUGAAACAGCUAUAUAUGAAGAAUACUGAUGUGAAAAGGACCAUUGGAAUAAACACAGACUAUAUAAAGACAACAGAUGUUAUGGUUGGACUUGAUGUGAAAGAUCAAGACUUCCUUGUUGCAUGUGGCAAAGCUUCUGCCUUACAAUUCUUAACAAUGAAAAACAAAUGUUAAAUAUUGACCAAUAAAGCUUAAGGUUAAUGGGAGUAAUAGAGAAAAGAAAGGAAUAAGUUUGGAAAAAAUGUCACAACUUUAAAGUUUUUUUUUUGCUUUUAUCAUUCCGUGUUAUUUUUGGAAUCAUUGCUUUUUGAAAAUAUUGCUUCAGUAAUUUUGAUGCAUUCUCUAUCCCUUCUAUUUAUUAAAAAUAACAAUGAUAUAAAUGAGCUAUACACGAGCUUGCAUCUAGUCUAUUCAGUCAACUAAUUAAAGCCAUACAGUAUUUAAUAAUUCCUUUUACACCUGCGUCAUGUGGGUAAUAAUAUGUUAAGGAAAGUAAUAAGACAUCUGGGAUAUAUAUACUCAAUUAUUACCUUUUGCAUUCGUUUGACUUCACUUCUUAAAAAAGAGCUUCGUCUUCACUUUUUCAGUUUACAAUUUUCUGAACUCACCAAGCUAAUCAGAGUUGGUCUGUGAAAUAUGGGCAACUUUCUAUGUAUGGUCAUUUCCUCUGACCUGAUAACAUAGUAAAUGAGCACACAUUUACCAUGUGUUCCUUCCAUCUCUCUGAUUGGUUGAGAAAAGGUCAGCGCUGUUAGUUUGAAAUGAUUUAUGACUCAGGCUGUCAUGUGCAAUGGUCAUGGAGGUAGGACUGCUAAACUGUUGUAUAGCCAAACUAGGUAAAGGGCCUGGGGGGUUCACUGUAUAUAAAAUUCGGCGGGGGUCCUGGGCUGAACCCUCAUAUAUCAAUAUAUUCACAUGCCAAAAUGUCAAAUUUGGAUGUGUUCCCAUACCAACCAAAAUAGUUCUCAAAAGCCAUACCAAAUGCCCAAAUAUGAGACCAAUGUGAUACCAAAUGCCCAAAUAUGAGACCAAUGCCAUACCAAAUGUUUAAAUAUUGGACCAAUGCCAUACCAAAUGUGUAAAUAUUGGAGCAAUGCCAUACCAAUGCUAUGACUGGUACAAAGUAGAAUAUUUCCCGGGGAAAAAAGCUGAUAUUUAAACUGAAGAAAGUCCCAAGAAGAAGUCUGCUAUGUGCAUUUUAGGCAUAUGUAACAAAUGACAGGUGGUAACAUUUUGCAUGUUAGUGCCUUGUUGUAUUUGAAGUCUUAUGAAAUAGAAUCCUAAAGAAAUUGUCAAUGGAGACAAAGAAAUGUUUCAAGUUACCUAAGAUAUUCAUCUCAUCUCCAUAUGUCGUAUAGUUCGCUACGUCAGUCGUGUUUGACAUAUUCGUUCUUUGAUAUUCAAUACAUGACAUCCCUCUCUGAAAAAUAGCAUAUUUUAAAAGAAGAUUAAACAAUAAACUCUGAAGUUAUGACGCAGUUUCAGAAAAAUAAGAUUGUAUUAUUUGCUGUCAUGACCAUUGUGAUUUUUAAAGAUCUGUAUCAAGAUGUUGGGUAUCUAUAGAUAAUGGAGUAUGUACAGUAUAUAUCAAGGAUCAGCAUUUGCUCAAUAUACCAAUACACCAUCUAUUAACAUGAUUUAAAAUCAAUCAUACUCAAUAUUAUUACUGUAUUUGUUAAGCUAUUACUAUGUAAAACUUACUGUUUCCUCAGUCACCUGUAGUAAAUUCCUUGGAAUUAAUUUCCUUAUGAAAUCAGCAAAAACAUCUGUUAAUCUGUAGCAAGAGGCUGAAUGUGCUCCAUCUGUCAGCCUGACCCCCUCUCCUGGUCUAACAGCGACCCCUAGUAGCAGCCCAAUACAACUACAUAUGGUCAUGGUCAUUAUACUAUAUGCAAGAGCUACUGCUAUGAUUUUGCCAUCAGCUCUUAGCCCCAUUGUAGAUGCCCCUGUUGAGAAAAAGUAUGAUGACUUUAAAGUAAUAUGCAAAUUGUACUUUGAAUGAUUCACCAGGAUGCAUGAACAUUUUAUUAAUGUCUAUUAAUUAAUUAAUUUUUUUAUUAAUUUUAUAGAGAUUAAAGGGACAACAAGAUUCGAGCAGCAUAAAAGCUUCUGCUCGUAUCUGUAGCAUAAGAAUUUAUGAAUUUCUGUAUCUUAUAUCUUAAUAGCUUCAAAUAUGUGAUCAAAUAUCUCAAUUCCUCUUUUCAGGUAAUUCAGUUAGGCAAAGGAAGCCAUGGC
This is a messenger RNA of Owenia fusiformis, 3641 nucleotides long. The record is from the annotation of a GenBank genome assembly. NCBI's taxonomy places the organism in Eukaryota, Metazoa, Annelida, Polychaeta, Sabellida, Oweniidae.